ACCCUAUACAACUUACUCACCUAACUACUACCACACCUCCCUUUUCUCCCUUCUCAUCGUCAUACCUUCUUCUCUCCAUUCUCAGUAUAUCAUUUCCAAUCCUCCGACUUAUCUCCCGAAUCGCUGGGAAAGAGAAAGAAAGAAGAAUAAACGGUAUCACCAUUGAACCGCCUUGACCUUCUCCGCCCCCGCCACUCCUUUCAUCCUUCCUACCCAACCACUCUACCAUCCCACACUCUCCACUACCACCCUUAUCCUCUCUCUUUAUUUGUGUCUAGACGACCCAUCCCUCACACCUUCGUCCUCGUUCUGUCUCAAGGCGUACAUUUUGAUAACCCACCUGACCCUAUUCUUCGACUCAUUUCAUCCCACCCCUACUCGAUAUCGAAGACCGGACAAUAAUCAUGAUUCUCGCCAUUUGGUUAGGUCUCGGUUUCACUCUACUCCAUGUUCAAGCACAAGGCGAUUUAUCAACCGAUAAUAACGUCACCAAUAUCGAAGGGACUUGGAGUAGUAAUGCCGCCGUUUCAACAGGAGGAGACUUUUGUCUUCCUGCGGAAAUGAAAUUCACUUAUCCUACAAAUACCGGAUUGUCUUAUUCUUUCACCGAGUCCGGAUUCUUCGAGGAAGCUCAAUAUCGUUAUACAGCAAACGCCUCGAACCCAUCAUGUAUCCAAGCUUACAUCUUAUGGCAACAUGGGACAUAUACGCUGAAUGAUAAUGGGUCCAUUUCACUUUUCCCAUUCGGAUCAGAUGGUAGGAUUCAAGUACAGGAUCCUUGUGCGGCUACGACGAAUAUCAUUACUUAUUAUGAUCAGCAGACCUGGUUUUCAGAUUGGGGAAUCACCAUCGAUCAACAAACUGCCAAUUAUGUACUUAGACUGAACCGAUUUGACGGUGCCAAAUUACCCCCUAUGUAUCUAACAGCUCGACCACCCAAUAUGGCUCCCACCCAAGUCUUGACAGGCGUCAAUGCCAGUGGACAAACCGUUCAAACUCGAAAACGGUCAACUAUACCCGUGGAGCAAUUGAAACGCUCCUUUGCACCAGAAAGAAGAAUAGGGACCGACAUGAUGUUCGUCGGUCUGGUCGGUCCUCUGAUCUUGGCCUUGGGGGCUUUCGGUUUGCGAUUGUUGUAAUUCGUAUCGAAUCAAAUCAAAUCAUCAAGUUGUUGUUUAGAAUGCGUCCAGAAGUGAGAUUGGAGCAAAGGAGGGAUGGAAGGGGAAGUGAGAGGGGACGGAGUAGCAUCAAGUCAUUUGGAGAUGACUCAUCAUGAUACACCUUAUUGAAGGGAAGAGACGUUUUAGCGAUUCAAGUUUGGACAUUGUCGCCUUAUACCCACGUCUUUUCCCCCUCACUUCUACUUUCACUGCAUGCAUCUUACGACAUGACAUAUAGUUGAGUUU
Molecule: messenger RNA, 1406 nt
Organism: Tremella mesenterica DSM 1558
Lineage: Eukaryota; Fungi; Basidiomycota; Tremellomycetes; Tremellales; Tremellaceae
Exons: 6
Coding region: 405-1139 (244 amino acids)
Biological process (GO): 'de novo' protein folding
Cellular component (GO): endoplasmic reticulum membrane; endoplasmic reticulum
Source: RefSeq, a predicted model, not a curated record